CUGCACGAGAAAAAAAAAUUGUUAUCAGGGACUUCCUGUAUUUUCCGCAUCUCUUUGCAUAGUUGCUUCGGCGUCUCCAGGUUAGAUUGGGUGGUAGACCUCUUCCUGCUUGUUGUUCUGGCUCAAAAAAAUACUCUCCUCUCCGCCUCGACCGCCGACUUAUCCCAACCGCAGCCCUAGAGCGACGUCGACUUUCGACCCGUUGAAGUUGUUUCUGGCUGCCGCAUGAUCUGAAGAACAAUGUCGGCGAUAGGUGCAGCUGCUGCGCGGGCAGCCAACCGAGCUGCAGCGGCGUCUGCUGUCCGUCCUCGAUCCUCUCGAGCUCUACGUCUUGCUCGAUCCUCCCGAUCUCUGAUCGCUUGCCCGAUCACCUCUCGACGAUCCUAUUCGUCUCCCUCUGCCGCCAACCCGUCUACGAGGUCUACAGUGGUGCAGCUGCUGAGCAACAUUGGGUCCAAGAGGGAAGUGCAGCAAUAUCUUUCCCACUUCACCUCGGUCUCUUCCCAGCAGUUCGCCGUUAUUAAGGUCGGUGGAGCUAUCUUGACCGAACACCUCCAGACACUAUCCUCCGCCCUUGCAUUCUUGAACCACGUUGGUCUCUAUCCGGUGGUCGUCCACGGCGCAGGCCCACAGCUGAACAAGAUCUUGGAGGAUUCCGGUGUGGAACCCCAGUUUGAAGAUGGCAUCCGGGUGACCGACCCAAAAACCUUGGGCAUUGCACGCGCGCUCUUCCUGGAAGAGAACUUGCGCCUCGUCGAGGAAUUGGAGCGGUUAGGUGUGCGUGCCAGACCGAUCACGUCGGGUGUUUUCACGGCCGACUAUCUGGACAAGGAAAAAUAUAACCUCGUGGGGAAGAUUAACCAUGUUGACAAGAGACCUAUUCAGGCCGCUAUUCAGGCAGGCUGCUUGCCAAUCCUGACUUCGAUGGCAGAAUCCAAGGACGGUCAAGUCUUGAACGUCAAUGCUGACGUCGCGGCGGGUGAACUGGCCAGAGCACUACAGCCAUUGAAGAUCGUCUACCUGUCUGAGAAGGGUGGGCUGUUUAACGGUGACACCAAGGAGAAGAUUUCAGCAAUAAAUCUCGACGAGGAGUAUGACCAUCUGAUGACGCAGUGGUGGGUUCGACACGGUACGAGGCUGAAGAUCAAGGAAAUGAGAGAGCUCCUGAUGGAUUUGCCUCGAACCUCCAGUGUGGCGAUCAUCCACCCAGCCGAUCUGCAGAAAGAACUGUUUACUGACUCGGGAGCCGGUACUUUGAUCCGCAGAGGUAACAAAGUCCAUGUCAACACCUCCAUCGACCAAUUCGAGGAUAUCGACAAGCUCAAAGAAGUUCUCAUUCGGGAUCGCGCCGGCCUCGAUGCCAAGGCUGUCGUUGAUCAGUAUGUUAAGGGCCUGCACAACCGUGAAUUCAAGGCGUACUUCGAUGAACCCAUGGAAGCUUUUGGCAUUGUGUUGCCACCCAACGGAGAAACCACUCUGGCUCACCUGGCUACGCUGACCAUUACCAAGAAUGGCUGGCUGACGAACGUCGCCGAUAACAUCUUUGUUGCCAUCAAGAAGGAUUUCCCAAAGCUGAUGUGGACCGUGAAGGAAGAUGAUGAGAACCUGACUUGGUUCUUUGACAAGGCCGACGGUAGCCUUUCCAAGGACGGCGAGGUUCUCUUUUGGUACGGCCUAGAAACCAGCGACGAGGUUAAGGAUCUGAUGGUCGAAUUUACGAAGCACGGUCGACAAAUGUUUGGUGACAUUAACCUCGAAUCCAAACUUGUCCGUGCUGCGCGAGCUGCUUCACAAAUGGCAAGCAAGGCAGCUCAAUCGGCUGGGCUCGCACAAAAGAGAACAUUUUCGACACAGGCGAAUCCUUUGCGCUCUGCACGACAGGCACGCUAUGUGACACGACCCGCUCUCUCCGUUCGCACCUAUGCUUCUACUACCAACCCCAACCCACCUCUUGGUGCGAAGAACAGCUCCAACCCCAAGCCGUCAAGGGUUGCCCUCAUCGGAGCCCGAGGCUAUACCGGAAAGGCUCUUGUCGAUCUCCUGAACCGUCAUCCCAACAUGGAUCUGCGCCAUGUUUCUUCGCGAGAACUGGCCGGACAGAAGCUCAAGGGAUAUGAUAAAAGAGAAAUCAUCUAUGAGAAUCUGAGCGUGGAGGACGUCGAAAAGAUGGAGGAAGAAGGUGCCGUCGACUGCUGGGUCAUGGCUCUUCCCAAUGGUGUCUGUAAACCGUUCGUGGAUGCCAUCGACCGUGUCGGUAAGAACAGUGUUAUCGUAGACUUGAGCGCCGACUACAGAUUUGACUCUGCCUGGACUUAUGGUCUGCCCGAGUUGGUGGAUCGUGCUGCCAUUGCCAAAGCCACUAGAAUUUCCAAUCCUGGUUGCUACGCGACGGCAGCUCAGAUUGGAAUUGCUCCUUUGGUUCCAUACAUCGGAGGUCAGCCUACGGUCUUUGGUGUCUCUGGCUAUUCUGGUGCUGGUACGAAACCAAGCCCAAAGAACGACGUUCAGAAUCUCACAGACAACAUCAUUCCCUACUCCCUGACCGACCACAUUCACGAACGCGAGAUUUCGACGCAGUUGGGAACUCCGGUGGCUUUCAUCCCUCAUGUUGCUGUGUGGUUCCAGGGCAUCCACCACACAAUCAACAUUCCCUUGAAAGAGGAGAUGAAGUCGAGAGAUAUCCGAAAUUUGUACCAAGAACGCUAUGCCGGAGAGAAGCUGCUCAAGAUCAUCGGUGAAGCUCCAUUGGUCAAGAACAUCGCUAACCGCCACGGUGUCGAAGUUGGUGGCUUCGCUGUUCAUUCGAGCGGGAAGAGAGUGGUCAUUUGCGUCACCAUCGAUAAUUUGUUGAAGGGUGCUGCGACGCAAUGUCUUCAAAACAUGAAUCUGGCCUUGGGCUAUGGAGAGUAUGAAGGUAUCCCAUCAGAGUAAAGGAAAACAACAUAGGCUAUGCCUAUGUCGCCUUGGGGUUUUCUCGCCUCAUACGCUGAGAAAGUGCUAUACGCUUCCUGCGCCCCUGGGUUUCGGAAAGCUUACAGGUUUGCGAAUGGACGUUUUGAUCUUUAGCCGGGGUGUACAGCGCACUCUUCCCCGGCACUUGUCUAGGAAACGCGAUAAAGGGGGGAUAGAAAAGCAAGUUCCAGUUCAUAUAAAUUCCGCGUUUUAAAGACCAAGAAUUAGGUGGACACGCUAUAAGAUACGAGUUCGCCACAUCUCGAUGAUCUUGGGCUUGAUGCGAAGGAUUUUUCUACAGUAAACACGGUCGGGUUGUGGAGUUUGUAGGUAGGUAGGACUGGGCAUCAAAGAGAUGGUGGCCACCGUGUCGCAGUGUGCUCUUGGGAAUUGUUUCUGGACAACGGGAAAAAAAGAGAUAAUGAUGACGAUGGCUUCAAUUGAGAUAUGUGGUGUUUAUUUUUCUUUUCUGGAGGCUCUGUUUUUCUUUCGAAUUCCAGCGCCAGAGUCGACUAACGAUACAGUCAAGUCAACUUUUUUGUCUGGCGUCCGAGUUCGUCGCGUUCCCCAUCUCGUCCUUUCAAUGCCGUUGCACAUGAGGCACUCCUCCUACACAAAGGUACAUUUUUACUUUACUGAACGUUUUGUUGCCUUUUUGGUUUUUCGACCGACCGCCUUCACUUC
This is a messenger RNA of Exophiala oligosperma, 3636 nucleotides long. Its product is annotated as N-acetyl-gamma-glutamyl-phosphate reductase. Gene Ontology annotation, biological process: L-arginine biosynthetic process. The coding region runs from base 241 to 2931 and encodes 896 amino acids. Gene Ontology annotation, molecular function: N-acetyl-gamma-glutamyl-phosphate reductase (NADP+) activity; NAD binding; arginine binding. The transcript is spliced from 2 exons. The record is from RefSeq and is a predicted model, not a curated record. Gene Ontology annotation, cellular component: mitochondrial matrix; cytoplasm; mitochondrion. NCBI's taxonomy places the organism in Eukaryota, Fungi, Ascomycota, Eurotiomycetes, Chaetothyriales, Herpotrichiellaceae.